AUGACCGAAAAGUCGAAGAUAUUGAUCAAAACCCACAACAGCACUUCCGACGCCGCCGACGCAAUGUAUAGGACCGCCCGCGUGCUGCAUCAAUCGGCCCGAUACAUGCGACGACAUCCAAAUGCCUCUCGAGUUCCUUCCAUGAACAUGAAGGGCCCGCUUGGAGGUGGCAUGGGCCGAUCCAACGCCAUCCGCGUGCUCUCGGUGUCCACCCUCGACCUCUUGUGCUGUCGUGUCCACCCACUUGACCUGAGGGUUCAAGCGCUUGAGUUCCACACGUUGCAAGACGACGAUGGCCGAUGA
This is a messenger RNA of Aphanomyces astaci, 303 nucleotides long. RefSeq lists its product as hypothetical. The coding region runs from base 1 to 303 and encodes 100 amino acids. NCBI's taxonomy places the organism in Eukaryota, Oomycota, Saprolegniomycetes, Saprolegniales, Verrucalvaceae. The transcript is spliced from 2 exons. The record is from RefSeq and is a predicted model, not a curated record.